This is a messenger RNA of Hyaloscypha bicolor E, 1092 nucleotides long. RefSeq lists its product as uncharacterized. NCBI's taxonomy places the organism in Eukaryota, Fungi, Ascomycota, Leotiomycetes, Helotiales, Hyaloscyphaceae. Gene Ontology annotation, biological process: mRNA processing. The record is from RefSeq and is a predicted model, not a curated record. The coding region runs from base 1 to 1092 and encodes 363 amino acids. Gene Ontology annotation, cellular component: THO complex part of transcription export complex. The transcript has a single exon.
AUGGCCUCAUUCCAGUUUCUCGAGCAACGCGAUGAGGAAGAACUCCACAAGACCCGCCUCCUGAACGUAGAAACGAAACCCUUCAACCGCGUCGCCAAACGCCUCCUCACACCUGGCUCCCUCCUCACAACACCCAGCAAACUUCCCACUCCUCCACCUGACAACGCGGAUGAAGCAGCCGCUAUACAAGAUGCCGAACAUCAAAAGCAACUUGAAGACAGACGCCAAUUCCGCGAAGACAUCCUCCUCGAUUUCGCAGCCUUCGACAGCAGCAUCGCGCGCAUCCAGUUCCUACGAAACAGCAACGAGCGCGAACGCGAACGAUACAAAGCAGACAAGCAACGUAUCCUAGAAACUGCUCAAGAUGUCAAAGAUAACACUGCGCUGCUAAGGAUCCAGCUUGAGGAUUCGAAGAAGACUUUAGAGCAGAGGAAGAAGUUCGACGAGUUGACGGAGAAGAUCUAUGCGAAUAAGAUGCUGAGACCGAGAGAGGACCAGGAGGCUCAGCUGCAGAAGUUGGAGGAGGACUGUAGGGAGCUGGAGAGGGAGAGUCAGGCGUAUGGGGAGACGUGGAAGGAGAGGAGGGAGCAGUUUGGGAGAAUUGUGGAAGAGGGGAUGCAGCUGAGGAGGUUGAUUAGGGAUGAGAAGGAGGAGGUGGAGCGGAGGGAGGGUAUGGAUGGUGGGGAUGAGGAUGGGGAGGUAGGUGAGGGGAGCAGAGGGGGUCAGACGCCGAAGCAUAGUAGUAUGAGCGGUAAUGCGACACCGGGACCUGAUGGACCUUCGCAAAAUAGUCCAGAGAGGGGAUUGAAGCCUAGACCGCAGGUUUCGGGUACUUUGUCUCGGCCAGGGAGCAGAGCCACGAGUCGAGCACCUUCACCUGAUGUCUCAGAACGACGCAGAGAGGAAGCUGCGGAAGAUUCUAGCAUGGAGGUGGAUGCGAAUACUGCGGGAGACACACCAAUGGCAGAAGUCACCGAGUCUCAAAUAGAAGGAGAGACUCCAAGGGUCACAAUUGAGGAGCCUGCUGAGGAUCAAGUAGCUCUCAUUGAAGGGGGCGAGCCUAUAGUGGAGGAAAAAAUGGACACCACAUAG